CCCUUCUCCUUUCGCGAAAGAACAAAAGAAAUCAUGGACGGGAAAGGCCGGCCGAGCUUUUGCGCUCUUUCUCGCGAGCGCGCGUCCAGAGGCCACCAGCGUAGGCCGGCGUAGUAUAUAGGUUGGCGCCGCCAGUUGCCGCGCGCCACGCUUUCUCGAAUUCCUCGUUCCCUGGCGAAGGGCGCUGCUUUAGAUCUGCGCGCGGCGUCCUCUCCUCGCUCCUGGCACUCGCUGGUUGGUGUGAGUGCGAGUGAGGCGAUGCUUAACAAAGCUUAAUUCCUUGGCUGGGCUGGCUUUUGGUUGGUGCUCGCAUCUUGCUGCUGCUCUAGCAGCAGCGUUUGGUUCUUGGAUGGAUAGGUUUCCUGAUUUGGGUCCUCGCUACCAGUGACCGGCCCGCUUUGCGCCAAGAGGGGGUGCUAUUUUUAGCGCCCGCGUGCGCUGCUCUAGGCGCUCUGCCAUAUCUGGCCUGCUUCUUGGACUGGUGGAUCAUACAACUUGCAUGAUCAGUCCUGGAAGGAUCAGGGAUGGAAGAGCACGGUGAGCAGAGAUGUUGGGAGGACCUAUUGCCAGAUGCCCUGGGGCUCAUCUUCCGCAACCUCUCCCUUCAGGAGAUGCUCACCGUGGUUCCCCGGGUUUGCAAAUCCUGGAGCCGGGUGGUCUCAGGUCCCUACUGCUGGCAGGAGAUCGACAUCCAGGAGUGGAGCCAGCAGCAGAACAAGCCUGACCAGCUCGCCCGCAUGGUUCAUACGCUCGUCACUCGCAGCGAUGGCUCGUUCCGCCGCAUUAGCGUGUCCGGGCUUCCAAGCGACUCGUUGUUCACCUUCAUCGCAAACCAUGCGCGAUCUCUCAAGACCCUGGAGCUUCCGAGGAGCGAGAUCAGCGACUGCAUAGUGGAAGAUGUUGCGCAAAGACUGUCCAACGUCACAUUCCUGGACGUCAGCAGCUGCACCAAGAUCGGCGCGCGUGCACUGGAGGCGUUCGGCAAGAACUGCAAGUCCCUCGUCGGGCUCCGGCGGGUCAUGCACCCCAUAGACGUCGCCGGCAAGGUGUGCCAGCACGACGAGGCCCGCGCCAUCGCCGGCAGCAUGCCGAAGCUCCGGCACCUGGAGAUUGGGUACAUGCUGAUCGCGACCAACGCCGUGGUGGAGAUCGCGUCCCGGUGCCACGACCUCAAGUUCCUGGACCUGCGCGGCUGCUGGGGCGUGGACGACAAGCUCCUGCAGGAGAAGUACCCCGGGCUGAAGAUCCUGGGCCCCCGUGUGGACGACUGCUACGAGAACAGCUUCCUGGAGGAGUGCUCCGACGACUCGGACGACGACGAUGACUCCAUCUACUCAUGGGAGGAGUUCAUGGACGACGAGGACGACGACGACUACUUCGCCGCCGAGGCCCUGUGGCACGACGACCACGCCCUCGAGGGGCUCGAGGUCAGGUUCUAUGGCGGCGGGUUCGGCGAAGGCGAAGGCUUUGCCGGCUUCGACUGGCCAGAGUCCCCAUGAAUCAAGCCGUCUGCCUGCAUCAAAUAAGUUACCGAGAGAAGUGGAGUGCCUCUGCUUGCUUGCUUGCUUGCUUGCUUGCUCCUGCUGCUAUCUUUAUAGCAUGUUCCAACUUUGGAGCAUCUUCUUCCGUGUCCAUGUGCUUGUAAUUGUGUCAAAUUGUGUUGCUAUCUCUAGCUGCUUGCAGAUAUUGGCCUGGAUGUUGUGUGAGCUUUGUCUGGAAUGUAAAAAACCUGGGGUGCCUAAAACAAUAGAGCAACGAAUCAAAAUAUGAUGAACUGUUGAGAAUA
Molecule: messenger RNA, 1786 nt
Organism: Hordeum vulgare subsp. vulgare (domesticated barley)
Lineage: Eukaryota; Viridiplantae; Streptophyta; Magnoliopsida; Poales; Poaceae
Product: F-box protein FBW2
Exons: 3
Coding region: 525-1499 (324 amino acids)
Molecular function (GO): protein binding
Source: RefSeq, a predicted model, not a curated record